AUGUUUUCAUUUAUUAUCCCUUUCAAAAAAUCUUCUUCGAAAAGCACUCCGUCCACACCGACUGGCUCUUCUUCACCACCAUCAACACCAUCCAAUAAUAACAAUUCAACAACAACAACGAUAAUAACAUCGGGACAAACAGUGCCGAAUUUGAGCCAGCCAAUAUUGGCCGUUCCGAACAGCCCUCCUUCCUCCUUGUCUUCUUCUCCUUCUUCUUCCGCGGUCUCUCCUCAACGUUAUGUUAGUACAAGUAAUGAUAUUAAUAUUCUCUUCUUGACGCACACGAUAUGCCCCAUUUGUUCCUUUGUAGAGGAAGGAAAAGGUUUGGAAAAGGAACAUUGGAAGGAAGGAUUGAUUGUCAAGAAGGGAGAUGAUAUUUGGUUGGUCAUUAAGUGUUUGGAUCAUGGUGAUCAGGAAAUUAAAAUCUGUUCGAGCUUUGAUUUCUUCAUGAAAACUCUUGAUUAUGCUCCAGAUAUUAUGGAAACAAAAAGCAAUUUUAAUAUUGAAAUUGAGGAGCUGGAGAAACAAAUUCAGAAUGAUGCAACUAUCAUUGAAAAUACACCACUCAUGGUUGAUUUGGAUGUUUUUUGUGAUGAGCAAUUUAUUCCCGAUGAUAUCAUUAUCAAAUCUAUUUAUGAUACCAUGAAUUUAAUACCGAAAGAGAAAAAUGUCAUUAUUCGAGUCAAUGGAAAACUCGUUGAGGACAUUGUGACACUCAAUAAGAAAUUAAAUCUGGUGCUGGAGUAUAUUCCCGAUGAGAAUGCUAUUGUACUUGAAUUGUCAGUUCUCAGAAUUGUACAAUUGUCACAAUUAAAUGACACGUGCUUGCUGAAUCCUCGCAUCCAUCCAUCCAUUCAAAUUUUUGUACAGAAAGGAUUUGAAAAAGAAACAGCUGUAGAGCUGAAUAACACAUUUAAUGCACUCAAACAAAUCACCAACUUGACAAUUAUUGUGAGAAUUGUUGUGAGUCGCCCUUUUCCUAGAUUAGACGCCAUUCUUAACUUACUUCGUUUCCCGAUGAAGGGUUUUUGUCGAUUUAUUAUCAUUGAAACAGAGAGAACUCCAAGUCAAAUAAUGAAACAAUUCAAAAGCUCAACAAGUCACUACAAUGAAAACGAUGAGGCCUACAAUGUGGAUCCUCUCGAAUUGCUCAAACUCAUUGAAGAGGACACAAAAGAACAAAUACGAUUGGAAGAUUUCUUCCCAGCCAGCGUGGGUGUAUUGUUGGAACCCUUCCUUUCCAUGUUAGGUAAAGGAAACUUCAACAUACGGCCAUCUCCGUUCUGUGGUUUUGCAACUUGUCUCAUCAACUCGGAAAAUCAACAAACUUAUCCCAGCGUUCCAGUAUCGAGACUCAUUGAUGUUGAGAAGCUUUUCAAAGAAAUGGUUCCAAUUGUGAAAAAUAUGAAGACCUCAAUGUUGAGUAGUAGUAGUGGAAGUAGUUCAUCAUCAUCUUCUUCUUCUGGUACAUCCUCCUCCUCGCAAGACAUUAGUUUCUUUCAAUACAGAGCUUUGAAGAAAGCCCUAGAGAAGGCAAGAAAACCUCAAUCCGAUUAUCCUCUUCCCAAAGAUUUGUUUUCCUAUCUCAUUUCUAGAGAUCCUACCAUGACACGAAAGACACGACAAAUUAUUGAGGAUUUGCAAUUUCUUAUUGUUCACAAUGUCAUGGAUGUGGGAACGUUAGAUCUUGUGAGAAGAACGAGAUGCACUCUCUGUAAAUAUCAACCUGGUGGAAAGGGAUUUGUUUCGUCAUGUACAAAUUGUAUUUAG
Molecule: messenger RNA, 1770 nt
Organism: Naegleria fowleri
Lineage: Eukaryota; Heterolobosea; Eutetramitea; Acrasida; Naegleriidae
Exons: 3
Coding region: 1-1770 (589 amino acids)
Source: RefSeq, a predicted model, not a curated record